Amoebophrya sp. A25 is the source of this 5593-nucleotide messenger RNA. The record is from the annotation of a GenBank genome assembly. NCBI's taxonomy places the organism in Eukaryota, Dinophyceae, Syndiniales, Amoebophryaceae.
ACCCGAUCCAAGACACGAGAGAAAUCCAGAAAUCCGAGAGAUUGAUGAGAUUCACAUAUUUUUCGCAGUCACCACGAAGCAUCCAUAGGAGGUACAACUAGUUUAGCUUCCCAUACAGUACUACUUGUUCUUGUUGUACUAGAAGCAGUCGCUCUAACGCAUCAAGAACAACUACAACAACAGCUGCUGUGCUAUUUGCUCAUCAACAAAAUCCUGCACUUGUUUGUAAGCAGAACAUCAACAUCAACAGACAAAAACAUGACAUCUCUGGCCUCAUCGUUGCGUGCUUCAACACGGGGGAAAAUGGCGCGUUUUGUGUCCCUAUUUUAUGAGUGCGGUUUAAGAUUUUUCCAUCCCUAGCAAGUCUGUGACCCACGUUAAAGGCUAUUUUUUUCUUGCGUUUCUCUUUGAAUUGCCAAGCAACCUUUGAAAAGAGGGCCUUUUCUUGCUAAUAGAAACUACAAAUAGAAGUGGCGGGAGUGUCGCUCAGGAUGGUUAGGAGUGUACAACGAUACCAUGUCCUGAUCAACAUCAUUAUCCCAAUUACCCUCAACCUCAUUACCCUCAACCUCAUUAUGUUCUAUUGCCAUCAUUGAUUCUCUGUAUCAAAAACCAGAAGGACACUUUUCAUGUUUUGGUAUCUUCGUCGUGCCUGCUCUCCACGACACUGGGUGAAAAAUUCCGGUUAUCAAGAAUCCGGCAAUGGCCGGAUAGCCGGACAUUCGAGAUCCUCCACUAUUUCACAGUGGAUGACGUUGUCACUUCAGAAUUUUCCAUUACUGGACCCGUUACCUUCGAGAACCUUCCGUCAACUUUCAUUACGACUCGUAAUGCGUAACGAGAACUUUCUACAUUGCUUUGAUUAGAAGUUCUUGAUGGCACGGAAGACAUUUUCCUUUAGUUCGUUGACUUGUUAGAUCUACCGACUAUCGUUCUGCCAUUAUGCUAGUAUAACACCAUAACGAGGGUCAAUCUUUUGCUCCCCACCAUUGUAACCCGCCUCAUUUCUAAUCUUUCGAGCAUGCAGCUGCACGUGUUGCACCACUCUCUUCUCGAAAACGAGAAGAAAAUACAGUUUGAUCAUUUCUGUUAUGGCGCACCUUUGUCACGACAAAUGAUCCCCUUUGUACUUUUUCUAACGGGAGGACAGCAGACUCGACAUAUCAGAAGACGUUCAUUUAGACUUUUAUGCACUAGCAGGUCUACAACACUACUCAUCCUACUAAGAAGAUCAUAGUAGGUUGGUAAAUCAUGAUAGGACGACUGCUGGGGAUCAUCAUGGGUGAUUUUGGAAAGCGUUAAGACACCUGCGAGGAGGCAGAUAUCGAAAGAAAAGAGUGCAGGACGAAGCAGGCCUUCAUCUACACGGAUCAGGAGAAGCCGCAAACGGAUGCGUACAGUUUCAUGGUACUUUCCUCUGGUGGCGUAUAUUAUAAUACAUCAAACGAAAAUUACACUGAUGCAGAAAAAGACAAAUCUUCUACAUGGGAUAUUAUUAUACGUAGCUGAAUACUAAGCACAUCAAGUAGAUGAAAUGAAGAUGACAUACAUUUUUAUUCACUACAACAUCUGCUGCACCUCGCAUCCCUGACCUUUCUUCACAAAUGAGUCAACAUAACACAUUAUCUUCAGCUGGACAAAUCGACCUUCCUGAGUGGAUUUAGCGGGCAGCUCUUCAAACCCAAGCAAGAGGGACUCUACUUUCUAGCAAUAUCGAAUUGUGGCGAUCAAAAUUACAGCAAGGAUGCGAAAUUUAUUUCAGGUAUUCUUCUACUACUUAGGCUGCUCUAGUACUUUUUUUCUUCCUGUGAACUUCCCCCGCGAUUUGUAGGAAAGGCAUUUGAGUGAAUGACGGAUGCCAGCACCCUGGUGUAGCAAGUUUAUGCCACAUGUCCUCGUGAUUCGUGAUUAUUCUCCAUCAAACUCUGAUACUUUUCAACUGCUUCGAUAUAACUAAGAGGUAGUUCAAUGGGGAAUAGAAAGUAAGCACAUGCACAAGAUAAUCUACAACUUCCUCAUGAUCUACUGCUUCAUGAUCCAGGUGACGUUGGUGUCGUCUCGGUGAAUGGAUUCUUGCCGGCGGAAGAGAUGCCGAAGCUGAGUUUCUAUUUGUUCCUUUCCGCCCUUAAUGCGGUGGCAUUGAUGCUGUGGAUUGCAUACUGCUGGGCCUGGAGUGACGUCCUCUUCAUCAUCCAUAAGUUCAUCACUUGCGCAUUAGCAUGCAGUGUGGUCGAGGCAGCCUGCUGGUAUGCAAGCCUGUCGCAUUGGAACUUAAGAACACAAGUUGUUAGUGUGAAAAUAUUCGUUUCACUUUAUGAGUGUGAAGAUGCCUUCUACAAGGUGUUUAGGAUUUUCAGCACUUUGUUAAGUUCUGCUUUGGCUAGGGACAAGAGCCACUCUGUAUCUGGCAGGUCUUGUCCGUUUUUAUUUUGUAGUUUCGGUUUUUUAUCAAUGUUGGUUACUGAAGGUCACGACGAAGGUAAUGUCGUAGAGGUAAAUCACAGUGAAGAGACUUGGCUUACUGCAAUGGUUCCACAUUCAUAAAUUAUGGUGGGAACUCGCUGGUGGGGCAUGAUGAUUCUCGCUACCCUCGGAACGACCGUGAAGCAAGGUGUAUGCUAUGCUCUCUUGCUUCUUGCAUGCCUCGGCAUCGGCGUUACACAUGCUAAGCCGGAAAAGAAAACGGUACAGUUUAUUCACAUCUUCGAUGAUUGAGUCACAAGAGACAAGGAUGAACUUGCUGCUACUGAAUGAGUGAGGCAGGAGCAGUUUGGGGGUACGCGGGCGCAUUUUUAACUAUUAUUUGCUCCCCUCCUGUAGAAGUUCUUGUACUUCCGAAUCCGAUGGUAUAACGACAAUACUACAGCUUACACACGUGGUCUUGGUUACGGUAGCAUUUGUCAUUACCGACACGUGGCGGCAGGUGGAGAUGUUUCCGGGACUGAGCAACAUCGAUGUUAACAGUUCAACCUUGGAAGCUAUCCUUUGUACGGCCUUUUGUCCUAUAUCGUGUCUGACUUUCUUGAUGACAUCGUGCGCACUAGUAGGACGAUCUAAAUGUAACUACUUGUUCAAUGAUGUACUUUUUUAGAACAGAAUUAAUCAUGGCUGAUUACUACUCCUGACGACCCUGAAAUAAGAAAUUACGCGUAGUUAUUAAGAAGGGCGGUCCAUUGAGUGACUUCAGAAGAUAACUAGCGAACACCGUAGGAUUUAACGCCCCCUCGUCGGGCUCUAUCUCAAGAAGAUUCCCGUUUCAUGAUCGAUGUUGCGCCGGGGAGCUUUUUUGUGUCCUGGAUUGUCGUGUGGAUUAUGCAGUCCUUGCAACAAACCAUCCAGGAUUUGCAGCAGUCAAAGCAAGAAGUGAAGGCUGAGGUGUACCAGAAUCUUCGCCUCGCACUUAUCUCGGUACUUCUUCUUUUGGACGAUUGUUUUUCUGAAUCAAAAAUGCAUCUGUAAGCAGUGGCUCUGCUGGAAUUCCUUGAAUAGCAACACGGCGUGACGAACCUCCUUCCUUGUACGCCCUCUGAGUCGUGGGUACACUAUCUAUCAGUUUACCAAUAAACCAAAACCUAUCAAUUCUAUUGCCAGGUAUGCGGAGGCCUUCUCCUCCUUCUAAUAUAUGAGUCCAUCGUUGUUCGUCAAGAAGAUCUCUCGCAGAACUGGUCCUCUCGAUGGAUUUUCACCGAUGCUGCGUCACAUGCCAUCUUUUUCUAUGCCCAUUUUGGUGGAUACUACUAGAGCAUAAGUUUUACUAUUUGAAGUUUAGCACUAUAAUUACUUCUCCAACUACAGCAACACUGAAGACUUCUUUGUCCUUGUGAUCACAACGCUAAGAAGAAUACUAGCUACUAUGGCCAUAAUUUCGUGGAGUUUUCCUCAGGCGUAUUAGCACGUCAAAGUAGUUGUGCAUGCUUAACUUGAACUUGCUUAAGGUCGCUGAGCCUGAACUAAUGUGAGGUAUCAUCUGAUCUUUGUGACAUUAAGUUUAAGAUAAAGCAUGAAAGAACUCCAGACCACGGCGCAUGCAAUUCUUACGACUUGCUUCCUGCUUAGUAAAUGAAAGUACCACUCAGUGAUGGUCUCUAAUAACCCACUCAUCUUCCCCUCCUCCCCUGUUCAAUACAGUUUUACUUACCCCAAGAAUGGGUAAACUACUACUACUCUAAUUCAGCUUUCUCACCGUGGUGACUGCCUUUCUGUGGCGUCCGAACGAGAAUACACAUGCGAUUGCGUAUUCCCAGCAGGUGCAGGGCGAAGAAGAUGCCAUUGAACUUGGCAAUGUGCGCAUUGACGAAGAAUUUGACGAUGACGAUGCUGCGGAUACAAAAAGCGGAGGAGAUCCUGCGAGAACACUGGAAUAAGGAGGCAUCUCCUAUUGCUUCCUCACGGAUGGAUAAAGGCUACAGGAAUCCUCGAGUAACAUGACGAUGAAACCGACAUUUUUAACACUCAGUUGUAUCAUGUACUUGUACACCACGAUUUGCUUUUACAGCGCCUAGUGAAUUUUGUAAAAACUAGAAUCAGACAGAAUUCAACAUCAUAAUUUAUUCAUUUUCAUUUCAGUUGCAGCUACUCAUAAUCAACAUCAUGCCUAGACAUGCUGCUGCAUAUGAGCUUUUUAUUUCAUCAGAUAUCUUUAGGGCCACCUCCAGGUUUAGUGUUGUCGCAGCGGCAGUAGAAGUGGGAGGGACUCAAAAAAUUCCGGCGUAUCUCAUGAAUGUCAUGUGUGGUUGUCCUCAUUCAAGAAACUGUCAUGUUAGCGCAUGCGUCACACUUCUCCGGUCGUCAUUCAAUCGCGCACGGCGUCGCUAAGAAUUCACUACAUACGGAUUUUCAUAGAGAAGGCUCUUGGUCAUGCGUUAGUUGUACCUGCAACGAACUGCCACAAGAGAACAAACCAUUCCGAAUUCAACAUUAAUUCUUGUAGUGAGGCGCUCUCAAGGCUUAAGAAGAGCGCACCCGCAUCAUAGAUAUGAGGCUCAAAGAUCUCUCUCUUCUAUCUCUAUGGUACCAGAAGUACGCGACGCACUUCCUCUGUAGUACGCAAUCGCCAUCAAUAGGAUUUUAUAUAUAUUCUAGCAUCAGUAUUUGAUAUCCAGACCGUAGUUCUUGUGAAAAAUUUAAAUCGGCUACGAAUUUAUCAACAGCUGUGAUUUGCCACUUCGAUCUCCUCUUGCGAUCGAAUUACCUUGCUAACUCAUUCUGUAUUCUUGCGAACCCGUUUUGAUUUCUUAUAUAUUUUUAUCAGACAUCAACAUUUGAUUUCUUCCUGGUCUCAAUAAUUGCCUCUUAGAAAAAUGCAAAGAGCUUGAAGUUGAAUUUUGUCAAUAAACUUCCUAGCACUGCAGCACCUUGCGUCAAGAUAUUAUUGAGUUCGUCCACAACGCCACGGACGAGACGCAAAGGCGAAGAACAAGCAAAAAGAACAUGACGAGGAUUUCUCAUCGCCUGGUUUACUUAUUUAUUCAAGCAUUCCACCUCAGCCACACCCACUACGCAGGAAGGGAAGAGCCGUGCUGUUGACCACGAACAGUAGCUACUGACCAUGAACAAUAGCCAUCGCGCUUUUCUUCGAAAGCUAGCGAUCUGC